CAGCAGUCUUGGCGAGCGUAGGGCACAAAUCAUUUCUAGAAGGAAAGCGAAUAGGUCGAGCUGUCGAGGAUCAGACUCUGUUUCCUCCGUUUCUUUGUCUCCUUUCUCUGUCAAAUUCUACUCUGCAACUAUAAAUUCUGGUUCUAUUUUUUUGCUACUUUGUUUAGUUUUUCCCUUUGUAUCUGACCAAUGGGGAGGAUGGGAUAUCUGUUAAUGAGAACUGAUCCGGCGACGAGUGAGUUGAUCCAUUCCGAUCUGAAGGAGGUGGGCAAUGCCGUGAAGAAGCUCGCCAAUCAUGCCGUGAAGUUGGGAGGUCUAGGUUUUGGGACUUCCUUUCUUGAAUGGUUGGCUUCCUUUGCUGCGAUUUACCUAUUGGUAUUGGAUCGAACAAACUGGAGGACGAACAUGCUGACUUCACUUUUAGUUCCUUAUAUUUUCUUCAGUCUUCCUUCAGUAUUGUUCAACUUCUUCAGGGGGGAGGUUGGAAAAUGGAUUGCCUUUAUUGCAGUUGUGUUACGGCUUUUCUUCCCACGGCACUUUCCAGACUGGCUGGAGAUGCCUGGAUCUUUGAUUCUUCUUCUGGUUGUGGCUCCAAACUUCUUUGCGCACACCCUGAGGAGCAGUUGGGUCGGCCUCAUGAUAUGUCUUGUCAUUGGGUGUUAUCUAUUACAAGAGCACAUCCGUGCAUCUGGUGGGUUCAGGAAUUCCUUCACACGGAGCCAUGGUAUCUCGAACACACUGGGGAUUAUCAUUUUGCUGGUGUAUCCUAUCUGGGCCUUGGUACUCCUCAUCCUCUAAUCCUUCCAAACAGA
Messenger RNA from Telopea speciosissima, 812 nucleotides. RefSeq names its product cold-regulated 413 plasma membrane protein 2-like. The transcript is spliced from 6 exons. Gene Ontology annotation, cellular component: membrane. Lineage: Eukaryota; Viridiplantae; Streptophyta; Magnoliopsida; Proteales; Proteaceae. The record is from RefSeq and is a predicted model, not a curated record. The coding region runs from base 190 to 798 and encodes 202 amino acids.